Molecule: messenger RNA, 225 nt
Organism: Paramuricea clavata
Lineage: Eukaryota; Metazoa; Cnidaria; Anthozoa; Malacalcyonacea; Plexauridae
Source: the annotation of a GenBank genome assembly
AUGGCUCUUAGCGGUAUUGAACUCCCUGUGAUGCAAUGGGACGGCGAAAAUCUCAAGGAAAAUUGGCGACGUUUUAAACAACAUGUCGAAUUAAUGUUCUCUGGACCGCUGAGAUCAAAAAACGAAGCGGAGAAAUGCAGCUACCUACUCAUCUGGGUAGGGAAAAAGGCAGGGAUAUAUACAACACAUGGUCGGAUAUCUCAGAAACAAACAGAGGUAAAUUAA